This is a messenger RNA of Camelina sativa (false flax), 1098 nucleotides long. NCBI's taxonomy places the organism in Eukaryota, Viridiplantae, Streptophyta, Magnoliopsida, Brassicales, Brassicaceae. The record is from RefSeq and is a predicted model, not a curated record.
AAUCUGGAAUCUUUUUAUAAUUAUUGAACUAAUCUUGCUAAUCUUGCUUUUAAGUGAUUGGUUUAUCAGAUUAACCGAGUCUAUUGGGGCACACAAAAUUGUUCCGAUUUCAAUUCGAACCCGAAUUGAUUAACCGGUUUGCUCAGGCGUUGUGCGGCGAACUUCACGUGUCGAGCUCGAGACAGUCUUUUGAUGGCAGCCAAAGCCGAGAAGAAGCAUUACCUGAGGCAUCUCUCGAUCAGCAGCUCAAACGAGUGUUGGGAUCCGCCACGGCCACGCCACUUUUUUCUGCUUCCGGAGACUCUCACGUGACCGUUCGUUCGUCAGAUCGGAUCUUCUGUGUUUAACCGUCGACGAGGACUCUUCUUCUUCUUCUUCGUUCGCAUUGUUCAGUAUUAAACACUUUAAAUGGCGACAAUGAGCAAAGCUCAACGAACCAAACCAACUCCUGGAUCUCAGCGUCUUGUUCUGUUAUGUAUAGCUGUUUUUGCAUCCCUCCUCUUGCUCUCUUCUGUGAUCUCCACCGGAAAAUUGGGAUUGCCGUAUCAACAAACCCUAAUAGAUUAUUUCGUGUGGUCACCUCGUGGUAAGAGACAGCAUACGUUGUCUGAGAAGUACUUGUAUUGGGGACACAGAAUCGAUUGUCCUGGCAAAAACUGCGAGACCUGUGCUGGCUUGGGUCACCAGGAAUCUAGUCUCAGGUGUGCACUUGAAGAAGCCAUGUUUCUUAACAGGACCUUUGUAAUGCCUUCUGGAAUGUGCAUCAAUCCAAUACAUAAUAAGAAAGGUAUACUCAAUCGAUCCGAUAACAAAACUACUCAGGAAGGUUGGGGAGGGAGCUCUUGUGCAAUGGACUCCUUGUAUGAUAUUGACCUCAUAUCUGAGAAGAUACCUGUUAUAUUGGACAACUCCAAAACUUGGCAUAUUGUUCUCUCCACAAGUAUGAGGUUGGAAGAAAGAGGGAUCGCGCAUGUUCGCGGAGUCAGUCGACACAGGCUAACAGAGAGUCACUACUCAAAUCUCUUGAUCAUUAAUCGAACCGCAAGUCCUCUUGCAUGGUUCGUUGAAUGCAAAGAUAGAAGCAAUCGUAGCGCUGUC